AGAAAGGUCAACACAUGGAAAUGGAAAAUGGAAAAUAUGUGUCAAAAGCUUUUGUGAAAUUAAAAAAAAUAAAGUCAUAAUAAAAUAUGCAAUUAUUUAUACUUUUUAGGGACAAAAUAAAGAUUUGUACUUGUUUAUUUAUCUGUAAUGGGGUUACGUGUUUAAUUGUGCUGGUAUUACGGACUCCUGACAAGUAUAGAAUAACAAACACGUGUGUGUGUGUGUGUGUGUGUGUGACAGCGAGAGAGAGAGACCGAGAGAGAGAGAGAGAGAGGAGAAGUGAGCCGUGCUGUUACUGAGUCAGUCUUCAGUGAGGGAGCAGUGAGAGAGGAUCAUGCGGCGGGUCAGCUUUCUCUCCCAUCACCUCCACUUUCAUCAUCCUCAUCUCCACCUUUCUCCUGUGAAUCCAACCAGGACCAGCUGAGGAAUAAUGUCAGCGAACAACACCACGGCGGUGGACUACACCUGCGUGCGCUUCUACGUGUCCACCGUGUCCUUCUCGGUGCUUCUUUUCUUCAACCUCAUCAUCAACUGGACCAUAGUUCGCGAGGAGCGGCUCCGGAGUCACGCCCGCUUCGCGCUGGUCUUCCACCUGCUCGUGUCCGCCCUGGUUUACCUGGGCAUGAGCAGCGUCUUCUACUACCAGAUCCACCUGGGCGCGCGGCCGGGGCGCACCGCGUGCCUUGUGAUGAUUACCAUAAUGAUCAGCAGCGGCUCUAACAUCCUCCUGACCCUCACGGUGAUGGCUCUGGACCGCUACUGCGCCGUGUGCCACCCGAUGCGCUACACCGCCACCUGCACCGCGGGGCACUGGCCCUGGCUGCUGGGCGUCUUCACCUGGCUGGUGGCUCUGGUCAUCCCCCUCAGUCUGCUCCUCCACCCGGACACUCAGGCCGACAUAGCCAACUAUAACGGGGAGUGCGGUGCGGAGCAGCUGAAGAGGAAAGGCGGGCUGCAGAAGGUGCUGCUCACAGGUGUGUGCACGGUGCUCAUACUGUACAGUUAUGUGAGGAUACUGGUGGAAGGACGGAGGUUAGGGGUGCUCAAUCGGCGCAACCGGGCUGGGUGUAGGACGAUCGCCCUGCACGGCACCCAGCUGGCCGUCUACAUCCUCCCCUCCUUCGUGAACUUCGUGCUGACAACGCUGUACAAACGGAAGUUAAUUCAGACAGAGACCAAGGAGCUGUCCGCAGUGGUCGUCUUCGCUUUCUUCAGCUUGGCGCAGUGCAUUGCGCCAGUUGUUUACGGUUUGCGCAAAGAGGAACUUCUGGAGCAGUUGAGUCACAGGUUCCCCUGCUGUUCCCGAUACUUGAAGAGUGUCCUGGGCUGGACUGUGCGGGCCAGCUGGCAACACCCCCACCACAGAACCAGGUUUCUCUUUUUUGCCCCCUCAGGGAGCGAACAUUGACAGCCCAGACCAUCAUCUCCCUGGAGACGCCACAAGUCCCAGCGGAGGAGGAGGAGGAAGCCAGGCCAAUGUCAGUCAGGAGUUCCUCGCAUGACUCAUGUCAAGGUGAUACCGACAAUGCCUGAUGAGGCGGAAAAAGCAUGUUCAUGUCAGGAUCCCGACUGGCGUAGGAACAUUUGGAUAAACAGCUGGUGUUGUCAGCUCAGGCCUGGAGACGAACUAAAGGAAUCUCCUCAGACCUCUCGAUAACGGGCGGUUAGACAAGGAAGUGCUGCAAACAGAGGACAUCAGCAUGUUUAUGUUUUGCUGUUUUGGACCUCUUGUCUCAUGAGCGCACAUGAAGAGUCACAGUGGCCGACAGAAGACAGCGUGGCCUCAGUAGAAGUGGGCAGCUCUCUUAUUGUACACUUUCCUGGCUGGUCCAGGGAUUAAAGCCUGAAGUGUUCAGGCCACAAGUGACAACUUCUUUGACCUCUGGGCUACAUCAGCCCGGCAAUAUUUGGAAUUAAAAUGACUGGGAUAAAGGAUCUAAUAUCGCAUGUCGUCUCGUGAAUGUUGUUUCCUUGUCUUCUUAACCUUGUGGAUAUUAAAAAUUCAGUGUUCAAUGA
Molecule: messenger RNA, 2016 nt
Organism: Lates calcarifer (barramundi perch)
Lineage: Eukaryota; Metazoa; Chordata; Actinopteri; Centropomidae
Exons: 2
Coding region: 431-1408 (325 amino acids)
Biological process (GO): G protein-coupled receptor signaling pathway
Cellular component (GO): membrane
Molecular function (GO): G protein-coupled receptor activity
Source: RefSeq, a predicted model, not a curated record